GCCGAACACCCGCACCGGUAGAGAGAGAGAGAGAGAGAGAGAGAGAGAGAGAGAGAGAGAGAGGUUAUAGUCAUGAUGUCGUACAUGAAACAGCCUCAUUACUCCGUUAACGGGCUGACUCUGUCCGGUACCGGGAUGGAUCUCCUGCACUCUGCUGUCGGUUACCCCAACACGCCGCGCAAACAGCGGCGCGAGAGGACGACCUUCACGCGUGCGCAGCUCGACAUCCUCGAGGCGCUGUUCGCCAAGACGCGAUACCCGGAUAUCUUCAUGAGAGAAGAGGUGGCGCUGAAGAUCAACCUGCCCGAGUCCAGAGUCCAGGUGUGGUUUAAAAACCGUCGCGCUAAGUGCCGUCAACAGCAGCAGCAGCAGACCAGCGGCCAGACCAAACCCAGACCAACCAAGAAGAAGUCUUCGCCCACGAGAGAGCCCAGCGCCAGCGAGGCCAGCGGCAGCACGAACGGGCCGUACAGCCCACCACCGCCACCUCCGGGCACGGCCAUCACCCCGAGCUCCAGCAGCACCAGCGCCACGGUCUCCAUCUGGAGCCCGGCGUCCAUCUCGCCGCUGCCGGACCCGCUCUCGGUGUCCAGUACGCCCUGCUUGCAGCGCACCAGCGCCUACCCCAUGACCUACACCCAGGCGCCGGCCUACAGUCAGGGCUAUGCCAGCUCGUCCUAUUUCACAGGGCUGGACUGCAGCUCGUACCUGUCUCCCAUGCACCCGCAGCUGUCCGCCACAGGAGGCGCUCUCAGCCCCAUCACCGCCUCCUCUAUGGGCGGACCGCUCAGUCAGUCGCCCGCGUCUUUGUCGUCCCAGGGCUACACCGCCGCGUCUCUGGGGUUCGGCGCCAUCGACUGCUUAGACUACAAAGACCAGACGGCGUCCUGGAAACUGAACUUCAACACCGCCGACUGCCUGGACUACAAGGACCAGAACUCAUGGAAGUUUCAGGUCCUGUAGGGGGCGCUUCAGAAGGGAACGUUAGCUGGACAUCAAUGUGAUCAUCUAAUACCCAAACUGACCAUCCGCUGAAGUUAUAGAGAUGUGAGAGAAACUCGCCGAUGCUACAAUUGGCACCGAACGUCACGUAUAGACUGUAAAUAGACCGAUGGAAUCGGUGCCGUCUUCAUUCCUGGACUUCAAAAGGGGUUCAACUCACUAUUUGACAUAGUAUUGACUUUAACUUUAAUUAUUUAUGAAUGAAAUUGAAUUGUGUAGUGGGCAGACGAUAGAUAAAUGAAUAGUGUGUCUAAAAGCGUCGACGUUGCGUUACAAAUGUCCACAAACGCAAUGACUUUCGUGAUAUUAAACACCGAUUUUAAAGACAAUCAUCAGUUUCAAGCUACGUCUCAUCGCUGUAGGACGUCCCAGAACGGCAGAUGAUGUUCCUGUAUUGACGCUCAGAGACAGUUCGUGUCCCUCAUGUGUCAUGAAUCAACGGCUCAAGAUGAUUUCUGUUUUAUAUGUGAUAUUAAUAUUAGAUCACGAUGUACAUCUGUGAGUUCUGGUGGUUGUUUUGAGUUGUUAUUGUUGUCAUUCUGAUGGUCUUUCGUGUUAUAAAGAUGAAUCUCUAAACCGUUUUCUGUCUGUUUCUUUGUCAUUAUUAAACAUGUUUCUCUGUCCAGGCCAACAAUCAUCAUCAUGUCAAUCUCAGGGCUUUCAGAUGCUGUUUAUGUGUUUGAAACAUCCUCAUUUACUUUUAAAUGAACAUUUCUGAUGUCACUUCCUGUCUUCAUUUGUGAUGUCACUUCCUGUCUUCAUUUGUGAUAUCACUUCCUGUCUUCAUUUGUGAUGUAAUUUCCUGUCUUCAUUUGUGAUGUCACUUCCUGUCAUCAUUUGUGAUGUCACUUCCUGUCUUCAUUUGUGAUGUCACUUCCUGUCUUCAUUUGUUAUGUCACUUCCUUUUUUCAUUUGUGAUGUCAUUUCCUGUCUUCAUUUGUGAUGUCAUUUCCUGUCUUCAUUUGUGAUGUCACUUCCUGUCUUCAUUUGUUAUGUCACUUCCUUUUUUCAUUUGUGAUGUCAUUUCCUGUCUUCAUUUGUGAUGUCAUGUUGUGUUUGCGUUCAGAUUCUUGUAGUGACAAUAUUCAAAAUGAACGAUAUUUUCUUUCUGUACACGCAGAACAAAGAACAUUUCGUUAGUUGUGAUAUUUACAUUUAAUGUUUGACAAUUUGAACAUAUUUAGCUAAUUAAAUUAUAUUUGAUGAAUCUGUAACGUGUCUGGACGCUCAUAAUAA
Molecule: messenger RNA, 2238 nt
Organism: Xyrauchen texanus (razorback sucker)
Lineage: Eukaryota; Metazoa; Chordata; Actinopteri; Cypriniformes; Catostomidae
Product: homeobox protein otx5-A-like
Exons: 4
Coding region: 73-963 (296 amino acids)
Biological process (GO): multicellular organism development; regulation of transcription by RNA polymerase II
Cellular component (GO): nucleus
Molecular function (GO): DNA-binding transcription factor activity, RNA polymerase II-specific; RNA polymerase II cis-regulatory region sequence-specific DNA binding
Source: RefSeq, a predicted model, not a curated record